CGACGGACAGGCAGCGGCAGAUGAACAGGAUCCGGAUUCACGUUUUGCCAUCGAACCGGAGCCGCCUGACCGCGAUCCCCCGGCUGCACGAGCCCCUGAGCUGUUCGUUUACGCAUCGGCCUUGCUCCCAGCCACGCUUGGAGGGGCAGGAAUUCUGUAUUAAGCACAUUCUCGAGGACAAGAAUGCACCCUUCAAGCAGUGCAGUUAUGUGUCAUCAAAAAAUGGGAGAAGGUGCCCCAAUGCAGCCCCUAAGGCAGAGAAGAAAGAUGGGGUGUCGUUUUGUGCUGAGCAUGCUCGGAAGAAUGCCCUGGCCAACCGCGGUCCAUCGAAAAAAUCCAGCGCCGGCCCCUCCCCCGAAGCCCUGCUCUCCCAGCUCAGCGGUUACGUAAAGAAUGAAUACGGCUCGCAGGGUGUGGACAACAGCCGCAGUGAAGCCAGCAAAAUCCUGGAUGAUGACAGCUGGAGUGAGGGUGAGCCAGAGAGUGUGCUAAUAGAGCAGACGUGGAGAGGUGACCCGGACAGCGAGGCCGACAGCAUUGACAGUGAUCAGGAAGACCCCCUCAAACACGCGGGCGUUUACACGGCAGAGGAGGUGGCGCUCAUCAUGCGGGAGAAGCUGAUCCGCCUUCAGUCCUUGUAUAUCGACCAGUUCAAACGCCUGCAGCAUCUACUCAAAGAGAAGAAGCGUCGCUUCCUCCACACCAGGAUUGAGCAUGAAACCAUAGGGAGUAGCCUCUUGACUGGCCCUGAGGGUCUCUUGCUGAAGGAGCGCACAGACCUGCGUAAGCUGCAGGCCCUGAGGCGUUAUCGCCGACGCUAUGGGGUUGAGGCCCUGCUGCAGCGGCAGCUGAAGGAGCGUAGGGUGUUGGCCACAGAGGGUUCAGCUCAGCAGGCGCACUUGUCCUCCCUGCGGACAGUGCAGCGCUGCUCAUCUGUUGCCGAUGGUGUUCGCUGCUCCAGCCCCUGCCUUCCCAUGAGUCGGCACUGCCAGUCCCAUAUCUGUCAGGAUCCCAACCAGGUGCUGUUCAAGAUGUGCCCGGGUGUGAAAGCGGUGCCCUGCACUAAGCCAGUCUCUCUCAGCCUCUCUGAGGAGCCUUACUGUGCUCUCCACCUGCCGGUGCCACCGCAGAUGUACAAACCGGAGCGAGGAUUCUCCGUGCCGGAUCAUCUGGAGAGCGGACCCUCAGAGCUGUACCUGAGCGCUGCCGAGCUGCAGCCCUCUGAGAUCCUACCUUUGGAGUUCAGUGACGAUUGCCUGGAUGUGGUGGGAGAUGGGCCGCAGUGCCCACCUUCGCCGCUGUUUGACCUGGCUCUGGGGUUGGGUGAGCAGUCGAUGAACGAGAUGGAGAUCCUGACCGAUGAGGAGCAGCUACGAGCCGACUCCGCGGAUACCCGAGACGGGGCUGAGCCCAGUUCCAGCACCUGUCGGGUCCCCUCGGAGCUGAGCUGUUCACACACCCCGCUUCUAGGGUCUGGCGGGCAGGCAGACCUGCCGUCCUCCGAACGCUUGACGGCACAAGACCAGAACGGCACCAAGGAUGCCAGCUGACCUGACCUGCCUGAACAUUAAACUGCCCCACAGUUUGAUACGCGAGCAAGUGCUAAUGAUCAGAGAGCAGCUCCCUCGGUAGGCGGGGGCUGGCGUUAUGGAUCCAGGUACUUGUUGCUGGUGUGGACCGAGCGAGCCAAGAGGAGACUUAACGCAACUGAACGUUGAUCUGUGUCUGCUCAGGUGUCACACAGGGUGCUCUGUGUGUGUUGGUGGGUAGGUGGAAGCAGCUUAGCCCAGUCAACAGCCAGUGAGGUGUUUUGACUGUUUUAUUUUCCUUUGUGACCUAAGUUAGAAGCUGAACCGCAGUUCAGGUCUCGGGGCCUGAGACAAUGUGCGAUAACUGAUUCCUGCCACGGUGAACGCAGUCGCUUUGCGUUAGUCCUUGUAAACUACUGGAGAGACACAAUGCAGCUUCCAGCUUUGACAUGGAUUUGGGGGGAAAUGGUAUAUAGAAGAUUUUCUCUCUCAUUUCCCCCCCCCCUCCGCGCCCCCCAUCCAGCACAACAUUAAAGCUGUUAGGGGAAGGGUUUCAGCAGUUCUUUGUGCAUUACGGUAAACCUCACGCAAGUCGUAUCAGUUGGGACCAGACGUUUAAUAUGACUCGUACAAAGUAUGAGUUAUGCCAAACGUGCAUAGAAUAUAAACUUGAAUGGGACAGAGGCAGAUCAUAAUAAUAAUCCUUGCAUUUGAUAUAGCGCCUUGUCGCACCUUCGAGACGUCUCAAAGCGCUUCACAGGAUACAAUGUAAAGUGUAGUGACUUUUUUGUGGGUGAUGUAUGGCUUAGGGAUUAUAUGAUUCAUGCAGAUCGGACGUGUUUGAGUUUUACUGCAUUUACGUUUUGUUCAGCAAUGAACUGAAGCUGCUGUAUCGGGUGGGGAAGGGGGGAGGAACAGAAACUUGACCAACGUUCUGUCCUGCCUGGGAAUGGAACCCAGGUCCCCUCGCUUGCGAGGCGAUCGAGCCAUCGAGUUUGUUCCAACUUUGCGCGUGACAAAGCUGCUCCGUGGGUGCUUCUGGACUCUGCAAUGAGUUGCUAUGUUACCCUGGACCGUUCAGUAAUGCAGCUAAUUCCCACUUGGGAGACGUACGAAAGUCCCCAAUCCACAAAUCAACCAUCAACGAGCUCAAAGGUAAAUUUCCCGUCACAGAAUCCUCGUGCCCACAUUAACGUCCUGGGUCCUGUGAGCUCUGUGUGGAACGCGACUCAAGUGCUGGUCUGGAGAGGCUUCAGAAAGAACAUGGCAGUGUCUUGUCACAGCCUCGGCCAAAUCUAUAUCAAUGUUUGUGUACAAUGUGAUGUGGACAAACCUUUUCAUUAAAAAUUGUUGAAUGUGUAUCAUUAA
Molecule: messenger RNA, 2897 nt
Organism: Callorhinchus milii (elephant shark)
Lineage: Eukaryota; Metazoa; Chordata; Chondrichthyes; Chimaeriformes; Callorhinchidae
Gene: kansl2
Product: KAT8 regulatory NSL complex subunit 2
Cellular component (GO): NSL complex
Source: RefSeq, a predicted model, not a curated record